Molecule: messenger RNA, 1977 nt
Organism: Prunus mume (Japanese apricot)
Lineage: Eukaryota; Viridiplantae; Streptophyta; Magnoliopsida; Rosales; Rosaceae
Source: RefSeq, a predicted model, not a curated record
AUGCAUCCAUGGUUUGAUGCAACCCUCAAAGUUAUAGAAGGACAUGGUAUUCAUGGCUGCAAUGGCAUUGUAAGCAUUGGGAAUAGCAAUGCUCCCCUUGCAGUUGUUGUGAGAGAUAGGAAUGAGGUAAUUGGGGAUAGCGGAACUGAAAAUGGUGUAACUGGUUUUAAUUGGAAAGAUUGGGUUGAAGAUGCUAAUUUUGAAUGUGUUGAAAACAUAGUCGCAGAUUUUUCUGUACCUAGGAAUGAAGAGGAAGCGUACUCUGCACCAAACGUGCAUCCUCAUCGAGAAAGCAAUUUCCAAGCCUCCAUGGUGCAGGUUACACAAGUGCAAUCUGAAAAUCUGCAACAAUCAAGUUGGAGUGAAAUGCAUACAAGCCAGGUUCAUUUGGUGCAUGGUAAGAAUGUGGAAGAUAUUGAUUAUGGUGGAGGUCUUUCUUGCAUAAAUUGGGAAGCAAAUUUUAAGGUUGGACGAGUUUUUCCAAAUAAGAUUGCCCUUAUAAAAACCUUAUGUUUAGCAGCAGUCAGAGGCCACUUUCGAUUUAGAACAGUCCAAUCUGGGAAACGUAGGUUGUGUGUUCGUUGUUGGCAACUUCCUUGCCCUUGGCGACUUCGGGCAUAUAAAGUUGGAUUACAUGAGUUUAGGGUUGUUAAAUACGAUCCAUUUCAUGAAUGUGAUCUAAGGUAUCUUAGUAGUCACCAUCCUCAAGCUAGUACGGGAUUGUUGUCUGACUCUGUGAAACGCAGAUUCAAGGAUUCUCGCACCAUUUAUACUGCAGGUGAUAUCAUCAAAGAUGUGCGACAAAAUUUUGGUGUGACCAUAAGCUACUCUAAAGCUUGGAGAAGCCGAGAGUUAGCUUUAAAGAUAAUUAGAGGGUCUGCAGAAGAAUCAUAUGCUCUUCUCCCUUCCUAUUGUUAUGUAUUGGAGCGUACAAAUCCUGGAACUUUGACAUACAUUGAGACUGAUGCAGCCAACCACUUUUUAUAUUUUUUUAUGUCAGUUGGUGCAUGCAUAAGAGGAUUUAAGUGCUCAAUGCGUCCUGUGAUUGCUGUUGAUGCUACCCAUUUGAAGUGCAAGUACAAAGGUGUUUUGUUUGUUGCCACCGCAUUUGACGGAAAUCGUAAUAUAUAUCCUCUUGCCUUUGGGAUUGGAGAUUUAGAGACGGAUGCGGCUUGGGAGUGGUUUUUCACAAAACUACAUUGUGCAAUUGGUGAUUGCUCGAAUCUUGUUGUCAUAUCUGAUCGAAAUCUUAGCAUAGAAAAUGGGUUGAAAGGAGUUUUUCCUGAGGCAGCACAUGGUGUUUGCUUUUAUCACUUGAAGGGCAAUAUGAAAGCCUCAUUUAAGUUGAAGAAGCGGGAUCCGAUAUUGGGGUUUUUUGUGCGGGCGGCUAAGUCUUACCGUCUAGCAGAGUUCAAUCGUUAUUUCUCCAUGAUAAACAACAAGCGAGUGCAAACUUAUCUAGUACGUGCAGGGCUCCAUAAGUGGUCUCGAGCCCAUUGUGAUGGACGACGAUAUAAUGUCAUGAUAACUAAUAUUGCAGAGUCCAUUAAUUCAGUUCUUCAUUUUGCAAGGAUGCUUCUGGUGGUACACUUGAUCGAGGAAAUUAGGAAUAUGCUUCAGAAUUGGUUUAGUCAACAUCGAGAUUUGUCAAUGAAAUGUAAAUCUAUGUUGUGCCUUGAUUUAGGUGAAAAGAAGUUGAGGAAGAGAUUAGGCGCUGCUUCGAGGAUGAAUGUGGUUAAAAUCAAUGAUAUGGAGUAUAAUGUGCUUGAUGGUGAUAUGAACGGUCUCGUGCACUUGCAAAACUAUAGUUGUACGUGUAGGAAGUUUGACUUAGAGCAACUCCCGUGCAAGCAUGCUAUUGCGAUAAACUCUCAAGAGCAGCGUGAGUGGCAUGUGGCAUGGGACCAAAAUCAACAUGAGUUUGGCACUAAGAGAAAAUUUAGGCUUGCUUUGAGGGAAAAGGAAGUGUUAGGGUAA